AUGUCUGUCAUUCACAUGCAUCGUGUUGGUGAAUCUAUGCAACACAAAAACUCCUCGGAAUUUAAGUCACCGUUUGAAAACGCCAUUUUCCCCGCAAACAUCGUGAGUGGAAUGCCUGGCCUGAAUUCCCUCGAACCUUUGGAUGUGGAGAACGCUCGGUCGUACAACGACAUAUUUGGCAGUGAUAAAGUUGUUCAGAAGAUUUACUUCCCUUUUCUGAUACCUUCUGUUCACCUCUGUUCACGUGGUCAUGUGCUUGUUUUAAUCUACAUUCAUUCUGCGCUGACCAAAAGACAGGAGAGGGAUCGGAUCCGGCAGAGCUGGGGUUCCGUAAACAGCCGUCGAGGGCAACGGCUUGUCCACGCAUUCCUGCUGGGCACGUCACGUGAUCAGAAAAUAAUGGAUCGGGUGAGACAAGAGAGCGAUGAGUACGGUGACAUUGUACAAGGGGAUUUCCACGACUCGUACCGCAACUUGACUUACAAAAACUUGAUGGGCCUCAAAUGGACACUGGAAUAUUGUCCGAAGGCCAAGUUCAUCAUGAAAGUGGACGACGAUACCCUGAUCGAUCCAUACCACUUAAUCAAUUUCUUACUAGACCUACCGCUCAAACUCAGAACUAAGGAAGAUUUUCUCUAUUGCUCAGUCAUGAUACAUAUAGGAGUCCCCCAGAACCUUGAUGACAAGUGGCAUAUUCCCGCCAAGGAGUACCCGUAUCGCUACUACCCAGCUUAUUGUGAAGGCUUUGGUUACAUCCUGUCCAUUGGCGCUGCCCGGAAGCUGCUGGACAUGGCUGCUUAUGUACCUUACUUCUGGAUAGAUGACGUCUACGUGACUGGGUUCUUACCAUACCGUCUACAUAUGCAACCCUCGAGUACUGCCCCUGGACACGGGGUCACCCUCAUGACACCUCAACUAACAAGGGACCUCAUUAGAAACAAUAUCAUGUUCUUGGCCAAAAAUUCCUUUUAUUCCAAAAAUUGGGAAGAAACAUGGAAUAAAAUCAAAGAUUUACAUAGAUAA
Molecule: messenger RNA, 1023 nt
Organism: Liolophura sinensis
Lineage: Eukaryota; Metazoa; Mollusca; Polyplacophora; Chitonida; Chitonidae
Product: beta-1,3-galactosyltransferase 5-like
Exons: 1
Coding region: 1-1023 (340 amino acids)
Biological process (GO): protein O-linked glycosylation
Cellular component (GO): Golgi membrane
Molecular function (GO): hexosyltransferase activity
Source: RefSeq, a predicted model, not a curated record